AUGGACGUUUUACCAAGUAAAAUCGACACAAAGGAAACAAAAGAAGAAAAACCCUUGCUUUCAAAAACGACACCACCACACAUUAACAAUUCCCAAAACUUCAUUUUUAUAUCACAACAACAAAAAGAGGAAAAAAUAAGACCAAAAAGUAACAGUCUGUCUCCAUCGUUGCCUGUAAAGGUCUAUCCCGUCUUACCUAAUUUUGCUAACAACAAGAAGCCAAUUGGCAAGAUCUCUCCACCCUUAAUAUUCCCAAAUAAAACAAGAGAAAUUAAAAACGAUUUCAAUAAAAAGUCGCCGAGUAUUCAACAUCCUCAAAAGUCGAUUUUAGACACCACCGAUGUCGACUUUCUGGUGAUUGAAAAUUGUCGAGCAAACUUUUACGAGUGGAUUUCAUGUGCGAAGUUUGAGGUCUUAUAUGACAGCGAGAGGCCGAUUCCGAUUACUAAAAGUUGUUCGCAAGACUUUUUCAAGAAGGUCUAUAACAUUCCAAAAUGCGCAUUCUUUGUGUUUUGUGAAGAAUGUGUGUUUGGGUUUUACAGCGAAAGUCAGACGUUGUAUUUGUCGCCACUCGACUUCUUGUUUGGAGUCAAAGCGACUGCGAGGAGUGUCAAUAAACGGCCAAAUCGAUUUUUUGUGCCUCAAUUUUCUCAAAAUGUUUUGUUCACACUUUUUGGGGAGAAGCAAAAUCGAAGCGAAAGAGGAAGAGACUUGUUUGCGCUUGAAGUGGGGUAUAAAAAUGUUUUAAGUGUGAGACAAAAGGAGGACAAGUCAUUCCAAAGAGAAAUUGGAAACAUUUUGUAG
Molecule: messenger RNA, 804 nt
Organism: Entamoeba invadens IP1
Lineage: Eukaryota; Evosea; Mastigamoebida; Endamoebidae
Exons: 2
Coding region: 1-804 (267 amino acids)
Source: RefSeq, a predicted model, not a curated record